ACAAACUGACGGAUCAUCGAUCAUAUGAAGAGCUCGCAGCGACCUGCAUCCGAGGAGCCCAUGCCUGCUUCACAUACGAGACAGUUUCCGACGGUGCACGAGUUCUGCUCACACAAGGACAUCAAUGAGAUCUGAAUGAGUUUCAACAUAACUGCUGACAGAACUCUCUCGUCCAUUUGCAGCUAUUGGAAGUGUAUUGCAACCAACGAAGUUAACGGAGCCAGAGGAGACUUCUGAAGUUAUGGAUUGUAGAGGGACUAUAUAAAUGUUAUCUUCUUGACUUUUUUAAGAAUCCUGGCUUCACUCCAUCAUCGGGUUCAGAGUGACCUGACUUCUUUUCUAUUUAACUGAAUAUUUUUAAUAACUCAGCACAAUGUUCCAGCACAAUAAGAAGUGCUUCACGAUUGAAUCUCUUGUGGGUAAAGACUCCAAUUCGUCAAACGCUGCUGCAGACGAGCCCAUCAGACCCACUGCUCUGAGGUUUACUGAGUCCAUCCAUCCUUCCCCCUUUGGCAGCUGCUUCCAGAAUUCAGGCAGGACACUGUACAGCAGCAGCCCAGAGAUGAUGUUCACAGACCCGGCCACUCACUCCACCAACUCCGGCCUGUCUCUGCGCCACCUCCAGAUCCCCACACAACCCUUCUUCAGUCCUCACCAGAGGGACACCUUGAACUUCUACCCGUGGGUGCUGAGGAACAGAUAUCUGGGACACCGGUUUCAAGGUGACGACAGUAGCCCUGAAAACCUGCUGCUCCACGGCCCUUUCUCCCGCAAGCCCAAGCGCAUCCGCACAGCCUUCUCCCCGUCACAGCUGCUCCGGCUGGAACGAGCCUUUGAGAAGAACCAUUACGUGGUGGGAGCUGAGCGAAAACAGUUGGCCAACGGCUUGUGUCUGACAGAGACGCAGGUGAAGGUCUGGUUCCAGAACAGAAGGACCAAACACAAGCGGCAGAAGCUGGAGGAAGAGUCUCCAGACCCGCAGCAGAAGAGGAAAGGCAGUCAGCACGUGAGCCGCUGGAGGGUGGCAACGCAGCAGGGCAGCCCUGAGGACAUUGACGUCAUUUCAGAAGACUGAUCUCACAUUAACAUCACUCAUGAUGAUGGAUCUCUGCCGCAAAAAAAAAAAAAAAA
Danio rerio (zebrafish) is the source of this 1131-nucleotide messenger RNA. RefSeq names its product empty spiracles homeobox 3 (gene emx3). Gene Ontology annotation, molecular function: DNA binding; DNA-binding transcription factor activity, RNA polymerase II-specific. Gene Ontology annotation, cellular component: nucleus. The record is from RefSeq and is marked provisional. Gene Ontology annotation, biological process: regulation of DNA-templated transcription. Lineage: Eukaryota; Metazoa; Chordata; Actinopteri; Cypriniformes; Danionidae.